Prunus mume (Japanese apricot) is the source of this 1732-nucleotide messenger RNA. RefSeq names its product capsanthin/capsorubin synthase, chromoplastic-like. Gene Ontology annotation, molecular function: oxidoreductase activity, acting on paired donors, with incorporation or reduction of molecular oxygen. Lineage: Eukaryota; Viridiplantae; Streptophyta; Magnoliopsida; Rosales; Rosaceae. The record is from RefSeq and is a predicted model, not a curated record. Gene Ontology annotation, biological process: carotenoid biosynthetic process.
AGAUUGUUUUGCUAUAUGUACGUUUUGCUCAAAAGUAUCCCCAACAAACAAAUAAAAAAGUCUCAUUUCCUUAUAAAUAAUAGUAUUUUAGGAUUCAUUUCAACUGGUUCAUCUCUCUAAUAAACUCUCUAAUGGGUACUCUUCUGAGGCUAUUUUCACCACCACCACCAGCAACCCAGAGCAGCCAAUUUUUUCAUUCAUUCAAUCCUCCAUUUUCAUUUCCAAGAACCUGUGGCACAUCUUCGAGAAAUACUCCUUCCAAAGCCCAGAGCAGCGAAUGUGGAAAUUUUCUUGAUUUAAAACCGGAGGCAAAACCUGAAUUCUUAGAUUUCGACAUCCCCCGGUUUGACACAUCUACUAGGUCUUCCUUAGACGUGAUCAUCAUCGGCACUGGCCCUGCCGGGCUUCGCCUUGCAGAGCAAGUGUCACAGCAUGACAUUAAGGUAUGUUGUGUUGAUCCUUCACCGCAAUCUUUGUGGCCAAAUACCUAUAGUGUUUGGGUUGAUGAGUUUGAGAGCCUGCAGCUUGAGAGUUGCUUAGAAAAAACAUGGCCUAGGUCUUGCUUUUAUAUUGAUGAAGACAACGUCAAGUAUAUAGACCGCCCUUUCGGUCGAAUUAGCAGGAAGAAAUUCAAGACUUUGCUAAUGGAGAGGUGCCUCUCUAAUGAUGUCAAGUUUCAUAAGGCCAAGGUUUUGAAAAUUGAGCACCAAGAGUUUGAAUCUUCGAUAUUCUGUGACGAUGGCAAUGAGCUCAAGGCAAGCCUAAUUGUUGAUGCUAGUGGGUUUGCAAGCACUUUCAUGGAGUAUGACAAACCAAGGAACCAUGGGUAUCAGACUGGCCAUGGCAUUUUGGCUGAAGUGGAUUUUCACCCUUUUGACUUGGAUAAGGUUGUUCAGUUGGAUUGGAGAGACUCCCAUCUCAGAAAUGAGCCCUCAAUGCUCACUAGAAAUUCAAGAUUUCCAACUUUUCUCUUUGCCAUGCCAUUUGAUUCAAGCCUAAUAUAUUUGAUGGAAACUUCAUUGGUUGGUAGGCCAGUGCUGUCUUAUGAGGAGGUGAAGAAGAGAAUGGUUGCAAGGCUAAGGCAUUUGGGAAUUAGAGUGAAGAGGGUUUUGGAGGCUGAGAAGUGUUUGAUCCCAAUGGGAGGACCUCUUCCUCGGAUGUCUCAAGAGGUGAUGGCUAUGGGAGGAACUUCCGGGCUUGUCAAUCCUUCAGCCGGGUACAUGGUGGCGUCGGCCAUGACUCUAGCCCCGGUGCUAGCCGAGGCCAUUGUGCAGUGCCUUGGCUCGACCCCAAUGAUCCGAGGGCAGCCACUUUAUGACAGAGCGUGGAAGGGGCUGUGGCCAAUUGAGAGGAGAUGUGUUAGGGAGUUUUACUCUUUUGGGAUGGAGACUUUGUUGACGCUUGAUCUGAAUGAGACUCGAAGAUUCUUUGAUGCUUUCUUGGACUUGGAUCCGUAUUACUUGCACGGCUAUCUUUCAUCAAGGUUGUCCCCAACAGAGCUUGCCUUUUUCAGUUUAUCUAUGUUUGGCAAUGCCUCUGUUUCAUCUAGAGUUGAACUUCUUAAAAAGUCUGCUGUACCCUUUGUUAAAAUGAUAGGUAAUCUAGCACUUGAAGCAAAACAAUAUUAUAUCUAACAUUUCAAUGCAUAAAACAAAUGUAAGAUAUGUUCUGGUGACUUUUGGUUAGUCAUCACAAUUCAAGAUCUUUUUCAAGGUAUAAAAUAUAUAAAUUU